AUGCGCUUACCGCCAGACGCCUACACAGUCGGCUGGAUCUGCGCUAUAGCAACAGGAUAUGUUGCCGCAAUAGAGUGUCUUGACGAAGAGCACGGACGACCCCAAUAUUUGGUCCCCCAAGAUAACAACGAUUAUACAUUGGGCCGAGUUGGGAGCCACAAUGUCGCCAUCGCCGUCUUGCCCUAUGGCGAAUAUGGAACAGUAUCAGCGGCCAGCGUAGCAACGAACAUGAUGCACAGCUUUCCCAACGUCAGGAUACGUCUUUUGGUUGGCAUCGCCGGUGGUUGCCCAACUGAGGGGCACGAUGUUCGUCUGGGCGAUGUUAUCGUCAGUGCACCUCGCGAUAGUGAGAGUGGUGUGUUCCAGUACGACUUUGGCAGGACUAUACAGCACCAAGCCUUUCAACACGCACGGUUCUUGAACCAGCCUCCGACUACACUGCGCACUGCGUUCAAUGGAAUACAUGCCCAGUAUAAGAGGAAUGGGCAUCAGCUCGAAGCGACUCUCGUCAGCAUCCUUACAAAAAAACCCAAGGCUGCAACGGGAGUAUCAGCGACCACACACAACUGCUAUGCAGCAACCUGUGCCGAUGAUAUAUCAAAUUUGGUACCGCGACGCGAACGGACUGAACACGAGGACAAUCCGGCAAUUCACUACGGUUUGAUUGCUUCUGCAAACUCGCUAAUGAGGGAUGCUUUGAUUCGGGAUAAGCUUGCAGCAGAAAAGAACGUCCUCUGCUUCGAAAUGGAAGCGGCAGGUCUAAUGGAUCACUUCGCUUGCCUGGUCAUACACGGGAUAUGCGACUACUCGGAAUCCCACAAAAACAAGGAAUGGCAAGGGUAUGCAGCGAUGGCGGCGGCUGCUUAUGCGAGGGAUCUUCUCGGUCGAAUACCCCCAAACAAGGAUGAGGCCGAGAAGAUGAUGCUGACUGGAGACACCCACUCUCUUGAUGAUUAG
This is a messenger RNA of Metarhizium robertsii ARSEF 23, 957 nucleotides long. Its product is annotated as Nucleoside phosphorylase domain protein. The record is from RefSeq and is a predicted model, not a curated record. The transcript is spliced from 2 exons. Gene Ontology annotation, molecular function: catalytic activity. NCBI's taxonomy places the organism in Eukaryota, Fungi, Ascomycota, Sordariomycetes, Hypocreales, Clavicipitaceae. The coding region runs from base 1 to 957 and encodes 318 amino acids. Gene Ontology annotation, biological process: nucleoside metabolic process.